Molecule: messenger RNA, 1781 nt
Organism: Haplochromis burtoni (Burton's mouthbrooder)
Lineage: Eukaryota; Metazoa; Chordata; Actinopteri; Cichliformes; Cichlidae
Exons: 3
Coding region: 128-1231 (367 amino acids)
Biological process (GO): cell surface receptor signaling pathway
Cellular component (GO): plasma membrane
Source: RefSeq, a predicted model, not a curated record
CAAUACUGGCACAUUCUGUUCCUUACCUUCUUGGUAUCAUAAUUUUUGUCUCCUCCCCUUUAAGUAACCCACAGCAUGUGCUCAGCCUCUCACUCAGUGCAGAUACAAAGAGGAACAUAAAGACAUUAUGAUGAGAAUCAUCACCAGGAUCAUUCUUCUGCUUCUCUGCUUCUGUCCUUCAUUGUGCACAAGAGUUCAGCAGGUUCCAUCAUCAAUAUUAGGAAGUAUUCAUGGUGAAACAAGAAUCAGCUGCAACCAUUCAGAGAGUACAUACAACGUAAUAUUGUGGUACCAGAAGCCAAGGGGUGACUCUGCUCUUAAACUGAUUGGACAUCUUUUAUAUGGAAACCCAACCAUUGAGGAUGGAUUCCAAGGAUCUUUCAAAAUUAGUGGAGAUGGGUCAGUAAAAUCACAGCUUGAAGUGGAGAAACUCAAAGCUGAAGACAGCGGUAGUUAUUACUGUGCAGCUAGUAUACACAGUGAGCUAGUUAACGUCUUGCUUUUACAAAAACCCUACAUGAUAUUACGCCACAUAAAUAAGCAGCAAGGAAGAGCGCACCUGCAUCUAGCUGCUGUUUAUGGCAGGAAAUCACCAGUGAUAUCAGCCAUAAAACCAUCUCUUCCUGUGUUAGCCCACACAGAAGAAUGCAUUGAUGAUGAAGUGACACACAUAAUGUGGAUCCCGCCUCUUCCUUUACAUUCAGGCAGCUCUGUUCAUAUUCAUCACACCUUUGUUUUCAUCAAUGUAAGGAUCAUGAUCAGACUCAUCAUCCAUUUUGGAACGCUGUCGUUCUGUUUAACAGAAGUCCCAAAAUCUGGCGUUCAUCAGACUCCAGCUGCCCUCAUUAAGGCCCCAGGAGAGGAAAUCCAAAUACACUGCAACCAUUCAAACAAUAAAUUGGAUAUGAUACAGUGGUACAAGCAGUCUCCGGGGAAAAAUGAAAUGAUUCUACUCGGUUAUGCACGAUUUACCUUUACAGCUGUUGAAGAUGCAUUUGAAAACAUUUAUAAAGUGACAGGUGAAGGAAGUAAACUGUCAACUUUUCACAUUCCAAAGCUGAGAGAGUCUGUGGACAGCGCCAUGUAUUUCUGUGCUGCCAGCGCUGCACAGUGUUGCAUCUACUAUCCUUCUUCAACAAAAACCUUCUCUAAUGCAGACAGCAGCAGUUAUUCUGGAGAGCACCAAAUAAACCACAUAUCAGUGACUGCUCACACAGCUGUCAUGCCAUGAAACAGCUAUAAUUAUUUCAUCCUUUAGGGAGCACUGUUGCUCUCCACAUUGUUUGAAUUAUGAUCAUUCCUCAUUAUGAGGAAACAAUACAAAACUCUUAAACACAGCAGGAGUUCUCUAGAAAGAAAAAGAUGAGCAAUAGAAUCAAGAAUAAUAGAAAUGGGUAGAGAAGAAGAAAAAGCAAUAGUGACAGGAGCAUUGAGGAGACUGCUUCCCUGUUAGCUCCUUCCUUUCUCUGUACUUACAUCCUGCCCCACCAUGCAACAAUCAUCUGUUUCAUUCACCCACAACCUCAGCUUUCUUUCCCUUUCCUCUAUUAACUUCAGCCAGUUCCCUUCCCUUUCUAGCCUUAGCCCAGGACUGUGUUGUGAUCCAGAAAUAGCUGUGCAUAUGUUGUACCAGAAUUUUCUAUUAAGGAUUUACUAACAGACAAGACCUAAUACAAUAACAAUGUUUUGACUUUACUUAAACUCGGGCUGUGUAUUUGCAUUGCACUGUACUUGUGUAUUGCUAGAUCCCACAGUACUAGUGUUACUAAUAGAAGCAUUAA